This is a messenger RNA of Dromiciops gliroides (monito del monte), 947 nucleotides long. RefSeq names its product chymotrypsin like (gene CTRL). Gene Ontology annotation, molecular function: serine-type endopeptidase activity. NCBI's taxonomy places the organism in Eukaryota, Metazoa, Chordata, Mammalia, Microbiotheria, Microbiotheriidae. Gene Ontology annotation, biological process: proteolysis. The coding region runs from base 51 to 854 and encodes 267 amino acids. The record is from RefSeq and is a predicted model, not a curated record. The transcript is spliced from 7 exons.
CUCUAUAAAACUGUUCUGUCCCAGGGCCUGCCUCAGACAAAUGAGCAGAGAUGGCAAUGCUGUGGGCUUUCCUGUGUCUGGCAUUCCUUGGCUCUUCCUACGGUUGUGGGAACCCAGCCAUUAAACCAGCUCUGAAUUUCAACCAGAAGAUCGUCAAUGGGGAAAAUGCCUUGUCCGGCUCCUGGCCCUGGCAGGUGUCCCUUCAGGAGAAAAAUGGUUUCCACUUCUGUGGAGGUUCCCUCAUUAACAAAAACUGGGUCAUCACAGCUGCCCAUUGCAACGUGAGCCCAAGCCGCCACCUGGUUGUCCUUGGGGAAUAUGAUCAGUCAUCUAAUGCAGAACCUAUUCAGGUCAGGACUAUCUCAAAGAUCAUCACCCAUCCUGGCUGGAAUCCCAAUACCAUGAACAAUGACAUUACUGUGCUAAAACUGUCCUCACCUGUCCAAUUCACCUCCCGCAUAUCCCCAGUCUGUCUGGCCACAGACAACAACAUCCCCCAGGAUAUCACUUGUGUCACCACAGGCUGGGGCCGCACCAGUGGCAUAGUUAACACCACCCCAGCUCGGCUCCAGCAGGUGGUGCUGCCCCUGGUGACGGUGAAUCAGUGCAAGCAGUACUGGGGCAGCCGCAUCACAAAUGCCAUGAUCUGUGCUGGAGGCUCUGGAGCCUCCUCCUGCCAGGGUGAUUCUGGAGGCCCCCUUGUGUGCCGACAAAACAGCCUACAGGAAGCACCCUGGGUCCAAGUCGGUAUUGUCUCCUGGGGGACAAGCAACUGUGAUGUCCGGGCACCAGCCAUGUACACGCGCAUCAGCACAUUUAGCUCUUGGGUCUAUCAGACGGUGGCCAACAACUAAAGAGCUUGAAGAAGGGACUUUGGGGACACCCCACACAGACCGAAAUGCCCUUCCCCCCAUUCCCUGAAGUACAAUAAAUUCCCUAUCUUCUAU